Molecule: messenger RNA, 1207 nt
Organism: Harmonia axyridis
Lineage: Eukaryota; Metazoa; Arthropoda; Insecta; Coleoptera; Coccinellidae
Exons: 2
Coding region: 126-836 (236 amino acids)
Biological process (GO): regulation of transcription by RNA polymerase II
Cellular component (GO): transcription regulator complex; nucleus
Molecular function (GO): DNA binding
Source: RefSeq, a predicted model, not a curated record
UUGUGCCUUCGGCUGUUGGCGCAUACUCGACUAGUUUACAACUGUCGCAACUGCAAUCGAGAACGAUAGAAAACGUUAUAUGUGAGUCGUAUAAUCAAUCCUAUAUCCCAUUUGUCCGAUUUGUUAUGACUGGAAGAGAAUUUUAUUUGAAAUUAAUUGAAGCGAUUGAAGCACGACCUUCCUUAUACAACUACAAUUUGAAGGAAUACGGAAAAAAGGAUAUAUCAGAGAAGAACUGGUUGGAAGUUGCAAAUGAAACCGGAAAAGAAGUUGCAAUAUGCAAGGAUAAAUGGAGAAACCUAAGAACCGUCUUCACACGACACUUCAAGAAGAGUAACACUAAGUAUCAUUUAUAUGACAAUUUGAAAUUUCUGAUACCAUUCAUGAGAUACCUAGACUUAGGAAAUGAUGACGGUCAAAUCUCUAACGAUAUACAAAUCGUUUAUACGUCGUCUGCAGAAGAAGAAUUAGAUAAUUCAGAAAGUAUUGAAAAUUAUUCAGAAAUCAAGAUUGAACCCAUUGAGAUUGGUGAAGACGUGAACAAAGAUGAUUCUUAUGUAUUUGGUUGUAAUGAUAUUUCAACUGAAAAAGAAAUUGAUUCCUCAACGAUGCCAAUAUGUACCGAAAAGACUUCGAUAAAAAGACAAAGGCAAGAAGAGAUCCCUCCUCAGUUUGACUGCAAAAGAAGGAAACAGGAAGAAGAAGCAAAAACUGCUUUCCUCAUGAGUUUACUUCCCGAUUUUUUUUUGAUGAAUAACCAGCAGUCCCGCAGGUUCAAGAAACGAAUUUCAGAAGUUGUAGAAGAAAUAUUAGAUGGCCAUCAAAACAACAAUUGAUUUAUAAUGCUCAAGGUUUUCACAGUCGCAUUGUUCAACAAAAUUGUGACCAAUUUUGCUUCGCGCACUACUGCGGUAAGCAUCAUAAGAAGUUUCUAAGGCGUAGAUUGUAACUCGACGGUGGAUGAAUCCCAAGUUUUUCGAGUUCUGAGAAAUCUAGCGUCUAGUUAUAUCCUAGAAUUAAUAUCUGAUGAUGCUUACCGUAGUAGUAGGUGAAUCGUCAGGUGAAAAACCUACUUGAACACAGCUGAAAAGACCGAAAUUUUUCAAUCAUGACGAGAAAUAAUUAAGUUAAAUUAUGAAAAUUAUGAUUGAAGUUAUAAAAAGUUCAUCUUCAAUUUGAUACUAGGAAAUAAAAAAUUCUCUAGUCA